AUGUCGAGGUCCAUCCGAAUAAUGUGUGUUCUACUUUUGGUGACCCCAUCAGUGAAAUUCGCGGUCAACGGCGAACUGGUGACUCUGGCCACGGUAGCCACAAUAGCUGGUGUAGCGUCCACUGUCAUCAAAAUAGCCAAAGAUGGCACGUCGGUACUGAAGAGUACCGUGAGGUACUUGAGCGAGGAUCCAGAAACGCUUGGUCCAAAGCACGAGAAACACUUUAACGCGGAGCACGAUCAGCUAUUGGACCACUUGAGGUCUUUGGCAAAGGUCAAGUACGAAAUCAAAACGGACCUGGAAAACAUGAAGGAGGACAUGCUAAGCCAGAUGUUUCGAACGUUGCCCGGACUGGUCGAGUUGAACAAUCGCUUGACCAAAGUUUUCGUGCACGUCGACAGUGUGGACAGUUAUUACGAAACGUUUGUUGCCUACUACGAAAAACUCGGGAGAUACAACAGGGACAAGGUGGUAGAGUUUGCCAACAGCGUGACAUCCGACACAAGACAUGGACUUAACCACCUGCUCGACGACAUACACAAGUACCUAGUCAGAGGUUACGGUGUGGUUCCUAGUUCCUUGACACUAUUGGCACGAAACAUGCAGGUUUUCGUGGAAGCCAACCAAAUCCCGAUGAGUCCACAGCAAUUGGUUUACGAUCUUCUGCUCAGCGUCAUGUACACGGAGCUCAAAGCUUUUUUUACAAUCAGAUACAGCUACGAAGUCCUCAAUUUGUAUGGACACGGAAAUUUCUCGACUCAUAUCGAAAAAACAGAGUACGACUUUGGUAGACGCGUCAACAAUACUUUGAGUACCUUCCAGCAAUUAAUGAAGAACACGUCGCGCGAAGUGUCAAAAAACAAUCCACCCACGCACGUGGAAGGUAAAACGUACACGGAGCUGAAGAACGUGUUCCAAGAGUUCGUUAUCAACGAAAAGGACAUAAGCAACGAUCAGGAUUGCAGCGCCAGUUGUUCCGACUACAGCCGGCCGUUUAGAAAAAAUCUCCGGUCUUGCAGUUACAAGGGGGAAGUUUGCAACGCGAGAUUUUGCGACGGUUCGUUGCACGACUGCCGUUUCAAGGUCGACACCGACAUGUCCAUUUGCAUAUCGGGACAAAACAGCAGCCGCUACUACGAGUUCAUAGAUUACAACAAUGGACUCCGUUAUGGCGAUCGACGGGCCGAGUGCUCCACGGCGAGACUGCAAGCGUCCCGGAAAUUCGAAUUUUCAAAGUGGUGGUGCGACCCGUGCUUCUGCGUCUGUGCCGACAACACCCCCAAGUCGGAGAGACACUUCAGCUUGGACCUCGCCAGGACCAACGCCGAAGAAAAUUACGUGAUAACGGGCGCUCGAUUCGCCAAGAGGAAGAACAUGAUGCACAUCCAGAUAAGGGAAGGGCAACUGUUGCCCAACGGCCGCAUCAACGCCAGCACCUCGCGGUGGUCCAAGAUAAACGACAGCCCCGCGCAUUACUACACGCUCCAGUGGGAGGAGGGCCGGGAAAUCAACUUUGACGAGCUGAAGGUGCCGAGGAAUUACGUCCUCACCGGGCUGUCGUUCGCCUCGGGCGUGUCCGACUCGAGGACGUACACCCGGCGCUUGCACCUGACGGCCCUUGCCGCGCCCUUGUACUACCACGACGGCGUCCUCAACCUGAGGCACGAGCAGCAAUUCGUCAACCACAACCUCUUCUCGAGUAAGAGGAUCGACAUAGAAAACCGGGAUGUCCCGACGCGCACCGGGACACCGACCAACCUCAGGUCCGGCGACAACGAGUACUUGAGGUUCACCCACACCGGGUUGGACGGGGACGUUGGCCAAAGCACGGUCCCCUUCAUCGACAUCCAGGAGGUGACGACGGACCCCCCCGUGCCGAUGAACAGCGCUGGGGUCUUUUUCAGGAGCCGAGCCGACAACGGUGGCUUCGUGGCCCUCAAGUUGCUCUCGUACGACUACUCCCAGCACAUGGCGGCCGAUCUGCCGAACGGCUACAAGGACUUUGGGAGCUUGUAG
This is a messenger RNA of Copidosoma floridanum, 2016 nucleotides long. RefSeq lists its product as uncharacterized. NCBI's taxonomy places the organism in Eukaryota, Metazoa, Arthropoda, Insecta, Hymenoptera, Encyrtidae. The record is from RefSeq and is a predicted model, not a curated record.